Drosophila willistoni is the source of this 984-nucleotide messenger RNA. RefSeq names its product heparan sulfate 2-O-sulfotransferase pipe-like. Gene Ontology annotation, cellular component: membrane. Gene Ontology annotation, molecular function: sulfotransferase activity. Lineage: Eukaryota; Metazoa; Arthropoda; Insecta; Diptera; Drosophilidae. Bases 19 to 984 code for a protein of 321 amino acids. The record is from RefSeq and is a predicted model, not a curated record. The transcript has 2 exons.
GUGUGUGUGUGUGUGUGUAUGUACGUGUCGCCGUCCCAAUCCAUACUGCAUCCUACUUUUGCAAUCCGCCAGCUACAACACUUGACCAGCAGCCAACUAAACAACACACCGCGCGCUCAACUGGAAACAAUAUUCUUCAAUCGUGUGACCAAAACCGGCAGCGAAAAGAUGAUGGAGCUACUUAAAAUCCUAGCGAAGCGCAAUGAUUUUGUUGCCCGCCGCGAUGCCGAGGCACUCUAUGAGGUUGUCAUAAUGGAUCCAGUUUAUGCCAAAAAUUUCCUAUACACCGAUGUAUUGAAUAGCUCGCGACCGAAUUCGUAUACCAAACAUGUGGCAUUUCUUGAUUUCGAUGCAUUAGAUGAGCCUUGGCCAAUUUAUAUCAAUUUGGUUAGAGAUCCAAUUGAACGUUUGGUCAGUUGGUUCUAUUAUGCACGUGCCGCAUGGUAUAUUGCCGAUCGUUAUCAAACAUUUGGAGCUGCCUAUCAAAUGCCCGAUAUACAUUGGGUGCGUAAGGAUUUCAAUCGUUGCAUUAACGAACACGAUCCGGAAUGUAUAUAUGAGCAAAUGGAAAUGGGAAAUCUGGGUGAUCAUAGAAGGCAAUCGUUAUACUUUUGCGGUCAAGAGAACAAAGUGUGCAUGCCCUUCAAUUCCCAUGAGGCUAUGCAGCGUGCCAAACAGAAUGUGGAGGAACGUUAUGCUGUCGUUGGGACAUGGGAGGAUACGAAUGUUACGCUAACCGUACUGGAGGGCUAUGUGCCACGAUUCUUUAAGGGAGCCUUCGACGAGUAUUAUGCCAUGCGCCGGAAAUUGGGAAAUUUCAAUCGGAAUGCAUUUAGGCCCACACUGAAUGAUAAAACGCGUGCGAUACUCAGCCAAAAUCUGACCAGGGAGAUCGAGUUCUAUCAGUUUUGCAGGCAUCGUUUGUAUAAGCAGUAUAUAGCCUUGAAAAUGGAUAGAGAUCCAGCAUUGAGAGAAUUUAAUUAG